Messenger RNA from Aspergillus calidoustus, 1152 nucleotides. Lineage: Eukaryota; Fungi; Ascomycota; Eurotiomycetes; Eurotiales; Aspergillaceae. The record is from the annotation of a GenBank genome assembly.
AUGGUCAUGGGCCAGAUUGCCGCGCCACUGAUGAUCAUCUCGAAAGCGGUUGGUUCGACUGGUUCCUUUUUCAAUAUUAUUGAUUCUGGCGAGCGACCGCACACCGGGUUGAAGGAGCCCCAAGUGUCGAGCGAAGAGGACAUUGUUUUUGAAAACGUGACAUUUGCAUACCCUACUCGACCGACCGUCCCAGUCCUGAGUAAUUUUAGCGCUCGAUUCCAGAAGGGAAAGACAACAGCUCUUGUUGGCCCAUCCGGUUCCGGCAAAAGCACCGCGAUGGCGCUAAUUGAAGCCUGGUACGAGCUCCAUGACCGAACUGGAGGAGGAAUCUAUAUUGGUGGACAAAACCUCGACCAGAUCGAUCUCAAGUGGUGGAGAUCCCAGGUGGCAUUGGUGCAGCAGGAGCCGUUUCUAUUCAACGACACGAUCUACAACAACAUCUGCUUAGGAUUCAUCGGGUCCCGUUGGGAGGACAAAGCCAACCUCGUCAAGUGGAACCUGGUGGUCGCUGCAUGCAAAGAGGCAUAUGCGCACGACUUCAUCCAGAACCUUCCGUCCGGGUACGAUACCACUGUCGGCGAGGGUGGGAUUACUCUGAGUGGGGGUCAACGACAGAGGUUGGCCAUCGCUCGCAGUAUUGUUAGCAAGCCGUCUGUCUUGAUACUCGACGAGGCAACAAGCUCCAUCGACAUUCAUAGCGAGCGGAUCGUCCAGGCCGCAUUGGAUCGCGUGGCAAGGAAUUGCACGACGAUUGUUAUUGCACAUCGCCUAUCAACCAUCCGGAAAGCUGACCAUAUCAUUGUCCUGAAACAAGGAUCAAAUGUCGAGGAAGGAACCCAUACCGAACUUAUGGGUAUGAACGGUCUAUACAAGAAGUUGGUCGACGCGCAGCGCAUCAGUACAGACUCUGUCAGUGUUAACCCAGGGGAAAAUGAGCUGCUGGGACACGCAGAGGAGGAACCGUUUGAGCCGCUGCUUAAUGGAAUCGAUAGUGGAAAAGACGGACCGAUCCACAACAGCGAGCGAGGAGGAGGGUUCAGCCUACUUAAAGGCGUUGCAGGUAUUCUUGCUACACAAAAAAGACAAUGGUUCCUUUUCGUGUUUGCGAUGAUCGGGGCAUUUGGUGCUGGAGGUAAGCCAAGUCGUUUUUGA